UAGUCUGUUUUUUUUUUAUUUAUUUUUUACCCCGCUUCUCUCUCCCAUCUCUUUCCUUCGCUCUGUCGUCCAUCAUCACACUCUCUCCCCUCUUGUGUGAAAUCCUCCUUUUUUAAUGCAAAGCUUAGGUAUUUAUAUAUGCAAAUCAGUCAUAGAGGCCGCCCCACAGACACACUGACGCUGCGAGCAGUGCAUGGUGUGUUGGAGCGUGAUAAACACAUGAUAGAGUGUGUGUUAAUGCCUAGUCUUGUAAACCAUACUUAUCUGUAGUUAAUUUGUGGGCAGUUUAAGACCCUUGAUGAACACUUAACCUGACACCGCACUCAGAGCCGCACUGCAGCAGCUUUUCUUUCUCUGUCUCUCCCUCUCUUUAGCUGUCUUUCUAUCCAAUUGAACGCUCCCCCUCUCUCCCUGCCUCUUGCCAUCUCUUGCUUAUUUUUCUUUCUCUUGCUCCCCCUACUGUAUCUGUAUCCUCCAUUUUCCAUCCUUAUCUCCAUCCUUCUGUUUUCUCCAUUGACUCCUCCUUGCUCUUUUUCUUUAUCUGUCCCUCUCCAUGUUUUACAGGGACGCAGAAUAACCCCCCCUCCUUUUUGUUCUUCUUUUGGGCAGAGGAUAGUCCAAAGAGGUGUGCAUCCUUAUGAGUCACUGUGUGUGUGUGUAGGUGUGAUAGAAGGGGAGACAGGGAGGGGGGUGUGUAAGGAGGUGAAGAGCAUUGCGUCAUUGGGGGUGUGUUGAGCUGGAGGUGGGCUGAGCCGGCUGUCAGUCAGUGACGCGAGUGGAGCACGUGCGACGGUCAUGGCUGAGGAGACGUUGUGCGGCGGUUAUCUGGCUGUAGGCGAGGAGAGCUAGAAACAGCCGCAGCUCCCCUUGCCGACGGGUUGAUCGAGGGAGUGAAUGUCUUGUGUGAGUGUGUGAGCGUGUGUGUGUGAGUGUGUGUGUGUGUGAGUGUAUGUGGGUCUGCGUCUGUGCGCAUGUAGAUGCUGCAUGGGCUGCAACCGGAGCUGCUACUGCUGCUGUUGCUGCUGCUGGUGAAUAAUGCAGGCAGGGGAACGGAGUUUGGAUAGCAUGCAGGGAGCCAGAUUAAUAAUGCACCCUGUCUGCAUUAGUUAGUUUUACUGGAACCUGUAGCUGCCUACUGCCUGCCUGCCUGCCUGACUUACUGACUCCCUGCCUACCUCUUUGCCUGCCUGCCUGCCAGCCUUUCUUCUGACUGGCGGACUGUCUGACUUACUCAAAAAAAAUGUCUCACUACCAUUUCAUCAAAUGCUGUUGUUUCCAGCUAUGUAAUGUCUUUCGUCAGAACAUGGAGAUAGACCAGUGUCUGCUGGAGUCUCUCCCCAUUGGCCAGCGCCAGCGCCUGGUCAGGAGGAUGCGCUGUGACCAAAUAAGGGCGUACUACGAGAGGGAAAAGAGCCUCCAGCGCCAGCAAGGUGGCGUGAAGGUCCGAGCCCCGCCCGCCCACCACAAGAAGCAGCGCGUCCGCUUCAGCCUCACCGACGUCAUACAGGAUGCGAUCAUUCGCCGUGACGACAAAGAAGUGCUGCGUCUUCUGAAGGAGGGAGCAGACGCCAACACUCCCAUUUCUUCCGGGGGAUCCUUGCUACACCUGUGUGCUCGCCAUGACAACGUGUUUGCGGCUGAACUUCUGAUCGAGCGAGGCCUGAACGUCAACCUGCAGGACGAAGACCUGUGGACGGCCCUGCAUGUAGCGUGCGUGUGCGACCAUGCAGAUGUGGUGGUGCUGCUGCUGCUGGCCGGGGUGAACGUUCUGCUGCAGGAUGUCAACGGAAACAUUCCUCUGGACUACGCCUCCGAGGGGACCGAGACCAGCUACAUCCUCCGAAAACACCUGGAGGAAAAUGGUGUGGAUGUGUCAUCCAUGCACACCAUGAAGACGCAGAGGCCGAGCACGAUGCUGUCCGAUGUUAGACAGCUUGUAUCUACGGGGGCAAGCCUCAACCAGCCCAAUGAUGACGGAGUCACUCUGCUCCACAUAGCUAGUGCCAGUGGUUACAGGGAGGUGGUGUCUGUGUUGUUGGAGAGCAGGGCAGACCCUCAUCCUGCUGACAACAACUUCUGGACUCCUCUCCACCUGGCUGCUAAAUACGGACAGACAAGCAUCGUUAGUCAGCUCCUAAGGCACGGAGCAAACCCGACUCUGCUGAACUGCAACCAAGACAAGCCUUCAGACAUUGCAGCCUCGGAGCCCAUAGCUGAGAUGCUGCUGAAUGCAGAGGACAGCUGGCUGCAGAGACUGUCGGACCCUUCAGCUCCUCUCCCCUCCACUGACCAACGCUACGAUGGCGGUUCACAUGACCUCAACACUCCUGUCAAGAACUUGAACCCCCUGGGUCUCCCUAUCUCUAAGCGGGACAGUCUGCUGGAGAAGUGUGCCAUGUUCAGAGAGGCGGGUGGAACACUGAGCCGACAGCCCUCCCAGGACAAUGGCCUCGAUGGCCCCUUCAGCUCUGGAGCCAGCAAACUGGAGCAGGUCAAGCUGAUGCCUCCAGCUCCCAAUGACGACCUGGCGUCCCUCAGCGAGCUCACCGACAGCAGCCUGCUGUACGAGAUGCAGAAGCGCUUUGGCAACGACCAAAUCUAUACUUACAUCGGACACAUCCUUCUCCUGGUCAAUCCAAACAAAGAGCUGCCCAUCUAUUCCACUUUGGUGAGUCAGCUGUACUUGAGCUCGACAGGUCGCCUGUGCUCCUCUCUGCCACCUCACAUCUUCUCCUCGGCAGAAAGAGCUUACCACAUGAUGCUGCAGGAGAGACGCCCGCAGUGUUUCAUCUUGAGUGGUGAAAGUGGUUCUGGGAAAACAGAGGCCUGUAAACACAUAGUAAGACACCUGACGGCACGCUCCAGCCCCAAAGGCUUUGCACUGGAGCCCAGAAUGAAACACGUUAACUGUAUUCUGGAGGCCUUCGGUCAUGCAAAGACUGCGAGGAACAACAAUUCAAGCCGCUUCGUCAAGCUGUUGACCAUUCAAUACUGUGACAAGAGGAGGACGCUGCUCAGAGCCCGUGUGUACACCUACAUGCUGGAGAAGUCUCGUCUGGUCCACCUGCGUCCUCACCAACACAGCUUCAGCAUCUUCUAUCUGAUGGCUGAAGGCCUGUCGCCUGAGGAGAGCAGUGCACUUUACCUCAACAAUGUCCUGGCUCAUAGGUAUCUGAGUGGAGGACUUCCAGGGGAGAGCCCUCCAGUGGCUACAGCCUCUGCCCAGAGCAGGGAACGCCUUGCAGCAGUCAAACAGGCCCUGCGAGCCCUGGGCUUCAACAAGCAGGAGGUUGACUCAGUGUUCAUGCUGCUGUCCGCCGUGCUCCAUAUUGGGGACCUACGUUUUACUGCGCUGACAGAUGCUGAUACAGCCUUCCCUUCUGACCUGCAGCUGCUGGAGAGAGUUUCUGGAAUGCUGCAGGUGUCUCCCAGUGACUUAAGCACUGCCCUGACCUCUGACGUUCAGUACUUCAAAGGUGACAUGAUCACUCGGCACCACACGGUGGAGAUGUCAGAGCAGUACAGGGACCAGCUCGCGAAGGCCAUCUACGGACGCCUCUUUAGCUAUCUGGUCAACAGUAGUAACGACUACCUACAAGGACAGGAUGACAGCAUCGGUGAUCCUGCCUUGGAAAUCGGGAUCUUGGACAUCUUUGGGUUUGAAGAGUUUCAGAGGAAUGGAUUUGAGCAGCUGUGCGUGAACAUGACCAACGAGCGGCUGAGGCAGUACGUCUCCGAGGUGCUAUUCCAGCAGGAGCAGGCUGAGUGUCUGCAGGAGGGCAUUGCCAUGGAGACCCCACACUCCCCCGGCAACCAGCCAGCUGUUCUGGACUUCUUUCUUCAGAGGCCUCAGGGACUGCUGUGUGUGCUCGAUGAGGAGAGCCAGAGCCUGCGGCCGGCAGAGCAGACCCUGUACAAGAGGCUGUCAGCUCAGCUGGACUCCAGCCCGACUCACGGCCUCUCGCUCACAACCAAGGACGGCAACGGAAACCCCCCGCCAAAAGAUCAGGGCCCAGCCUUCACUGUCAGCCACUAUGUCGGACAGAUUUCAUACGACCUGACAGGAUCGCUCACGAGAAACAAGGACUCCCUUCCUCAGAACCUCUUGUUUACGAUGAAGUCCAGUGAAAGUGUGUUACUGCAGCAGCUCUUCCAGUCCAAGCUGACUCAGACUGGUUCUCUGGUGCCAGCAGCCCAGAGCCGUGCCGGGCUGAGAGGGCCUAAAGCUGCCCUGUUGCUCCACAGGAUGCCGUCAGCCUCCCUUGUCACUGCCAACACUGUCCCCCAACAGCCCAGGAGGUACCAUGACCUUACCAAGAUCCUGAAGAAGAAAGGUUCGAGCUCCUUCCUCCAGCGACUAGAGCGCUGUGGACCCAUCACAGUGGCAGUCCAGCUGAGGAACUCGCUGUCAGAGGUCAUCAGUAAGCUGCAGGCCUGCACGCCUCACUUUGUGGAGUGUGUGCGCCCCAACGGCAGCGGCCAGCCAGACAGCUUUGACAGCUUCCAUGUGUCCACCCAGCUACAGUACAUUGGGGUGCUUGAGAUGGUGCGCAUGAUCCGCUAUGGAUACCCUGUCCGCCUGUCCUUCCAAGGCUUCCUCAGCAGAUAUAAAGACCUCGUGGUCCCAACUUUGGGAGACAAGAAGAGGUUAUCAUCAGAGGAGAGAUGCCGCUCAGUUCUGCAACAGUCCAAACUCCAGGGAUGGCAGAUGGGCAGCAGUAAAGUGUUUCUGAGAUACUGGCAGGCAGACCAGCUCAACGACCGCUGCUACCAGCUCCAUAAAAAGAUCAUCACCUGUCAGAAAGUGGUGCGCGGCUGGCUGGCCAGACGGUGCGUUCAUCGCAGGCUGUCGCUACAGCAGAAAGAGGAGUGCAGCGUGCAGCGUUUCCUGCAGGGGGCAGAAGACAUGGGGCUGCGAACGUACGACCAGUUGGUCAUCCAAAACGCGUCCGACAUCGCGCGGGAGAGCGACCGCCUGCGUGGCCAUGGCAACAGCCUUCUCAACACCCUUGGCAACAGCCCACCGCUUGGUGAGAGGCCUGAGCCGGUGGGCAAGGAGGAGGAUCAGCCCGUCAGGAGGGUUCUGGAGAAAAGCGGGAAAGUCUACGAGGGCACCGCCAACGGGAGCACUCGAGUUAUUCGCCACUUUCGCUCUAGCUCAGUACCCACCCCCCUCGCCAUGGAGAACAUGGUCCAUUCCUCUGCCAGUCCAUCCAUCAAACCAGCCCUGCAGCAGGUAGCUUAUACCAACGAUGACGGGUCAGGCGGGGGAAGUCUUUCCUCUCCCCGUAAGCAGCCUCCUCCCAAACCAAAGAGGGACCCUAACACUCGUCUGAGUGUGUCUUAUGAAGCGGUUAGUGCAGGGUUGGUGAUGGCAGCCAAAGAGAGCCCCACUCCAGAGGGUUAUGGUUCGCCAGCUGGAAGCCCUCCUAAAUCCCAGCUGUCCCCCACAGACCCUGCAGCUUUGUCCAAGCCACGUCCCCACAGUGAUGACUACACAACCAUGAGGAAAGUGCCACCCCCCAAACCUAAGCGCAGUCCCAACACCAAGCUGACGGGCUCAUAUGAGGAGAUCAACGCUGUAGCACCCCACAUCCACCAGCUGCGCCCUGCUGAUAUGAAAUUGGCGUUGUUGUCCCGUGCUGGUGGAUUUGCCGGGUUUGGUGGUUUGAUGCAGAAAGCCGCCUCUGUAGAUGCACCACAAGGGCUAGGACUGAGCAUGUACCAAGGCCAAGACGAGGAGGACGUGUACAUAGAGAUGUUGGGCUCCCAACAACCACGGGCUCGUAGCCUCCAGGAACCACCUGAUAGCCCAGAGCAGGCCGACUCCGAGGCCGUCUACGAGGAAAUGAAAUAUUUUCCUCCAGAAGAUGGUGGAACUCAUGCUGCUGUGGUUACCAAGGCAGCCAAAUUGGAGGCUUUAGGCUUAGGCUUGGUGGGAUUAGGGACAUCUCCGCCUCAGAGCGGGGAGACCAAACGCCUGACAGCAGGGGUGACCUCUGCGAUGGACAUCAGUCUCUCACAGAGUACGUUCAGCAGCGGAACUGCCAAAACUCCACACGGCAAAGAUGGCAGCUGUGACAUCCCGGCACCGUUCCCUAAUUUGCUUCCCCAUCGACCACCUCUCCUGGUGUUUCCCCCCUCCCCCGUUACCUGCUCUCCUGCUUCAGAUGAGUCGCCCCUCACCCCUCUAGAGGUAAAGAAGCUGCCGGUGUUUGAGACAAACCUGAACUACGCUACUGGACCUGACAGCCCCCUGUCCCCACAGUAUGCUCGCCAGAGGGCUGACUCCUCCCCUAGCCUCACUGUCCUCAUGCCAGAGAAGAAGUCCACACCUCCACUCACCCCUCCACCUCCACCUCCUCCUGCAAAUGCCCCACCUCCCCCCUACAGACCUCCUUCACACUUCCCCUUCCCACCAGAGGCCAACUUCUUGGCCUUGACGCGAGCAGCAUCUGUCACAGGGAGCACAGACUCCCCCAAAACAUCGUCCUCUCAAAGAGCAAGUGGGGAACCGCUGGGGAAGCCACCUCCCUACUCCCCAGUGAAGAUGUCUCGUCCUGAGCCUCGGAGAGCGCACUCGUGCUCCUCCUCUCCCCUGCUGUUCAACCCAGCCAAUGGCAGACCCCUGACCAGUCCCCUGGAUGAGCUCAACACUCUGUUCAGCUCUGGACGCAGUCUGCUGAGGAAGUCUACAUCUGGCCGCAAGAUGAGAGAUGGAGGAUUCAAUUCUAAUAUCAAUCUGCCAGGGAGGGAUGAAUGCGGCUCUGCCCCCACGUCACCGUCUCUGCAGCUUCAGGACAAGAACGCCAACAACCACUCUCCUCACUCCUCGAGCCCCGCCCCCGUCGAGAACGGCAACCAGAUCUCCAACGGGUCGCUGGAGGAUGAGAGUCACAGCAAGUCAAACUCCUCCAGCUCCAGCUCUCUGCACAGACACAUGGACAGCCACCAUACUCAGCUGUUCCAGCGGUUACGUCUGUCCAACGGGAAUGAGAGUACCACCCUCGGGGAGCUCCUGCGAUGGCGGCGAGCGCAGUGUGAGGGGCGGGGCGACUGGAAGCACCGUCCACCUCAGUCCCCGCCCUUGCCCCCCACGCUGCUCUGGACCAACAGGAAGGCCUCUCCAUGACGAAGGUUGUGUGACGCAGUCACAUGUAUUGGCUAUGAAUCUCCUCCCUCUCCUUCUCUUCAGCCACACUCGCACUUCUUUUUUUUUUUUUUUAAAUAUGUGGACAAAGUAACCUCAAUGCCCAGGGGCAAGGUUAAAGCUCCAAGGCCCAAAGCGUGAGCCUCGUCCCUGGACUGAAGGUCGGGCCUCAGCGCCUUUGACCUCAACCGAUGUAUGACGGUCGAGGUCAAACACUUGUAUGAAAGAAGCUCAGCAAUGAGUGUUAUCUAUAGAAAAUGGAAAGGAAGGAGUGGAAAGGUUUUAUCAACAAAACAGAGUGACGAUCACAAUAGUAUUUAUUUUCAGUUCAAACGUAUGAUGUCAGUCAAUGAGAGGCUGAAUUAAAGAGCAGACACUAACAUUGUUUUCAUAGUAGUCAGAUAUUAAAUGGCCCCUUUAGUCCAUCUGUAUCUUAGCCUAUCAUGUUGUUGCUGCACACAAAGGAGCUCCACCCCAAAACAUGGUGCUGAUUAUACUUGACGUGCUGUCCUGUGAUGUUCCCAUGAAUGAUUGUGUGUGCACCCCCCACCCUACGAGUGUCAGACCUCUCUGAAGUUUACAAGUCAACCAACGCCUUCCGGACAAACUCCAGCUUUUAGCAUCCGUGUACAGGCUUGGACACGAGACCCUUUUCAGGUACACAGCUCUCACUUUUAGCCCUUCACAUUUGGGCUCCAAGUGCUACUGCAGCCCUGGCAACGAGCGACCAGGGGUCAGGGUAACCUCAGUAUAAUAUCCCAAGGUGCACUUCUCUUCCCCAUUGUUACUACCAGCCUUUGAGGAACAAAAACCUCCGGCCAAAUUGCAAAGUACUGCACUAACCUUUACUGGGGAAAGGGGAUCCAACAAAAACCCUGCUUUGUUUGAAGGUAAAAUAACUUUAUCUGGUAUAAAGUUCAUGUUGUGAACAUGAAACUCUGUGCCAAAGUGACACAACUUUUCAAAGAUAUGUCUAAACUAGAAAGUAUAGUUAUAGAAACAUGUAUACAGUAGUCCUCACAUACUCAUAUGUACAGACUGACAUAAACGACCAAAUCAAAACUGUGGUUCAGUGCUGAGUCAGUGUUUCUAAAUGAAUCAAAAGAACAUCGAAGGCGGGGAGAAAAACCAACAGUCUACACUUGAAAAGUAGCGACUUAACUCUCAUUGUGUCUCAUCAACACCUGGGCAGUUGUGCAUGUUCAGGGUUGUUCAGGAGACUGUGCAGAGCUCAGGAACUCACGCACAGACGAACUCAAAAACUCUUGUACAGAUUCCUCCACCGCAGGUGUGUUUCCUUCAUCUCCUUUCCUAACUUAACCCAAACAAACAGACCCCCCCCGCCUUUCCGCCCCAACUUGGUCUUGGACCUUUGUCCCUGCUCACCUUCCCGAUGGAUCAAACCGGCUCUACGGGUGUCUCCAUGAUAACCGCUCUGUAAAUAGUGACUCGUGUUGUAUGUUCUAGCUUUUACUAUAGCAGAGAAGCGCACAGAUUGAAUUGAAAGAUGCAGAAAGAGAUGAGAUAAUACUGUCUAUCAUGGUGAAACUGAGAUUUAAGAAUGUCUUUGGGUUAGAUGCAAUGAGUUAAAGAGAAGAGGUUUAUUUUAAAAUGUGAAUAUCUUUGUUUGUUUUUUUUCAGAAUGAUUGUCUAUGGCUAUGAAAUUCUUUAUACUCUAUUUAAUAUUUGUUUUUUCCCCCUCCUCUUGACCCUGUUGUUCUGUUCCUAUGACGCAAGGCAGAUGUUUUCAUUGUAUAUGGAUGUUUUAUUGCACAAUAUUUAUGUGGUGUCGUGUUGACUUCUGUAAUGGGCUGGGUGUGUCUCGACAAGUUGUUUGAUCUUUGAAGAUAGGUCCAAAUUGUCAGAGAGCCGCAAAGUAUCAAUAGCUCUAAUUGAUUUCUCAUUCCCACUGAUCACCCACAAUGUGUCUGAUUGAUUCGGCCUUUACGAAUUAGCAGCACCAUCACAGGAUCGAUCUCCCGGUUGCUGUCGGUGCACGGGGGGUGCACGGACGUCCAAGAGGAAUUAGUGGAGGCUGCUCAUAUUCACAACAGAGAUGGCAAAUCAGCUGAGCUGCAUUUUUUUAUUUUUUUUUUUGUUUCGACUGACUGGCUGAAUGUAUAAAUGCUCAAUUUUCUUUCACUGCCUGUGCACAUCAAUGAAACGCUGUGUAUGUUAUUACUGGAACAGGCGCCUGUAUCUACUGCUUAAUGUGUUAUUGUCUUCAGAAGUUAUGUAUGCAGUCCACUCUGCUUUAAAAAAACAAAACAAGAAAAAAGUUCGUAUCGAUGCAGAAUUUCUGAUAAGGUAUUGAUUUGCUCCAUGAUUCAUACCUGCUGUGAUCGAGGUUGCAUGAGUAGCGCUGCAUUGCAGCAACUAUGUUAAACAUUUUCCUCACAGUAUGACUCAGCUCAUUCACUCGAGAAUUUAAAUCCAUCUGUGAUCAAACUAAAUAAUAAAAAA
Molecule: messenger RNA, 9613 nt
Organism: Larimichthys crocea (large yellow croaker)
Lineage: Eukaryota; Metazoa; Chordata; Actinopteri; Sciaenidae
Gene: myo16
Product: myosin XVI
Exons: 35
Coding region: 1241-7132 (1963 amino acids)
Biological process (GO): negative regulation of G1/S transition of mitotic cell cycle; neuron projection morphogenesis; phosphatidylinositol 3-kinase/protein kinase B signal transduction
Cellular component (GO): perinuclear region of cytoplasm; myosin complex; nucleoplasm
Molecular function (GO): cytoskeletal motor activity; actin filament binding; protein phosphatase binding
Source: RefSeq, a predicted model, not a curated record